UCUCCGCCGUUUGAAAUGCAAUAAGAUUCGUGCGAGGCCACGCCCAGAGCUAUCAAAUCCUCGUUUUCACGCCGAAACCCUUCCACUUCUUCUCCGGGCUCCGGCGGCGGCGGCGGCGGCGAAGAUGAUCAUCCCGGUGCGCUGCUUCACCUGCGGCAAGGUGAUCGGGAACAAGUGGGACCUCUACCUCGACCUCCUCCAGGCCGACUACACCGAGGGGGAUGCUCUGGAUGCUUUGAACUUGGUCCGCUACUGCUGCAGGCGAAUGCUCAUGACCCAUGUUGACCUCAUAGAGAAGCUGCUCAACUACAACACAUUGGAGAAGACCGAGACGACAAGUUAAUCGAACACAUCAUCUCCAAAAAGACUUUGUUUCCUAGUAUCUUGUGUUGGUGGUAUCUUGUUUCUUCUGUGUGAGGAGAGACAGGUUUUGAAAUGAUGUCCAAAGAGUUUUGAUGUGACGGUGUGUGUUGCAUCUAUGUACUUGUGACACUGUUGGAUAUUUCUAUUAACGAAAACUCCUUAUAUUUGUGUGAAAUGGAUCUAUAAUAUUUUGUUAGCAAA
Phragmites australis (common reed) is the source of this 564-nucleotide messenger RNA. RefSeq names its product DNA-directed RNA polymerases I, II, and III subunit RPABC5. The transcript has 4 exons. Bases 125 to 343 code for a protein of 72 amino acids. Gene Ontology annotation, cellular component: RNA polymerase II, core complex; RNA polymerase I complex; RNA polymerase III complex. Gene Ontology annotation, molecular function: DNA-directed RNA polymerase activity; zinc ion binding; DNA binding. Gene Ontology annotation, biological process: tRNA transcription by RNA polymerase III; transcription by RNA polymerase II; transcription by RNA polymerase I. NCBI's taxonomy places the organism in Eukaryota, Viridiplantae, Streptophyta, Magnoliopsida, Poales, Poaceae. The record is from RefSeq and is a predicted model, not a curated record.